AUGAAGAUGACAUGGCUUAUGGAGGGCUGUGUCAAUGGUCAUGCGUUCACAAUCGAAGGAGAAGGCACUGGCAAACCUUACGAGUAAGUUUAUGUCACAUAACGAUCAACCUGUAAAUUUUCCUUUUACGUGGAUGCAUUGCUGGUCUAACGAAAGCAAAUUUGAUUAUUUCAGUUGUAUCUUGCGGCCGUUUGUGUCAUCUGCGUAUGGCUGUCUAGAAAAAAAUGGAAGAUAGAUCCAAGCUUCAUAUAGUAACUCGUCCAGAAGUCAUAGUACGCAAGUCACUUAUGUGAUGAAAACGCACCAAAUUAAAAUAGCCAUAUGCUACUUCAGCGAUUUCGUUCAUAAAAUACUACCAUACCGAAAAUCCUUUCCAUCUGAACAUUUCAGAGGCAAACAAACAGGGACAUUCCGUGUUACAAAGGGCGGACCCCUUCCAUUCGCCGUUGACAUAGUGGCACCGACCUUGAAGUAUGGAUUCAAAUGUUUUAUGAAGUACCCUGCUGAUAUUCCCGACUAUUUCAAGCAAGCAUUUCCUGAGGGUCUGAUAUACGACAGGAAAUUAACAUUUGAAGAUGGAGGGUGUGCCACGGCCACCGUGGAAAUGAAGUGAGUAAUUCCUUACUAUUUAAUUGUCAAUCAGCUUUUUAACUUGCAGAUUGCACGAGGAUCUUUGAUACAAAAGGAAACGUUUCUUAUUUGCUUGUUGUUAAUUUCGAUGUCAGAAUUCAUAGUAUUAGCUGUGAAUGAUCAAAAAAAAAUCAUACCAAUUUUCUCGCAUAUUAUGUAACACUGCACAAAGGUUUGGGCUCUCUGUGAAAAGGUGAAAAUUCACGACGAAUUUCCAUGAUGAAUAACAUCAUGGAAGCCUCAAAAGUGCAUUAAUACAGUGACAACCGCUUACUUGUCAAAAAUAAUAAGGCAACUUGCCUAAUUUUUUUUACAUUUGUCAUUUUGUUCCUUUCCGGCUUAUUUUUGUCUUCUAACAUAGUAAUCUAACCUGUUGAUCUAGAUAUUUUUUUCCAUUAAAAUCUUGUAACCUCGUAAGGUGGACUCAAAAUGUAUGUUUUAUUCAUUUUGCGUUCUGAAAUGCUUCCUCCUUUGACAGCCUCAAAGGCAACACUCUUGUGCACAAGACCAAAUUUCAAGGAGGCAACUUUCCCAUCGACGGGCCUGUCAUGCAAAACAGGACGCUUGGCUGGGAACCAGCCUCGGAGAAAAUGACUCCAUGUGAUGGAACAAUCAAGGGAGACACUAUCAUGUACCUUUUGGUCGAAGGAGGGAAAAUGCUGAAAUGUCGAUAUGAAAAUAAUUACAGGUAAUUACGUUGGCUUCGACUGCUGUGUACAGACCUGUACACACAUAUUCAGGAGCAGUGCACCCGAACGUUUAUAGUCACCUCAGAGGUUUGCACGUCUCUCCAUUCGCCAAAUUUGCUCUAGUUUCCGAAUUUUGUGAUCAUAACUUUUCAACCGAUUAACUGCACAGCUUCAUAAAGUUCCAGUUGUGCACAUUUCUCUGAACUUAUUUUGAUCGCUUACGGUCAUAAUUACAACUCGAACGCACUGUUCGGAAACUGUCUUCAUCUUCGAGGUUACCAGAGCGUUGAAGAAGAUGAUUUAAUACCUAAACUUCUCAUUUCAGCAAGAACUCACGGAUCAUUCUUGUUUUAUUUCCUCCAGAGCCAAGAAGGUGAUACACGAGAUGCCACCGAGCCAUUUUGUAGAUCUCCGCCUUGUGAGAACCAACCUUGAUAAGGAAGGUUUGAAGUUUCAACUGGAAGAACAUGCUGUGGCAAGAAUCCUCAAGGUUUGA
This is a messenger RNA of Pocillopora meandrina, 1815 nucleotides long. NCBI's taxonomy places the organism in Eukaryota, Metazoa, Cnidaria, Anthozoa, Scleractinia, Pocilloporidae. The record is from the annotation of a GenBank genome assembly.